Aspergillus melleus is the source of this 1344-nucleotide messenger RNA. RefSeq lists its product as uncharacterized. The transcript has a single exon. The record is from RefSeq and is a predicted model, not a curated record. Lineage: Eukaryota; Fungi; Ascomycota; Eurotiomycetes; Eurotiales; Aspergillaceae. The coding region runs from base 361 to 1344 and encodes 327 amino acids. Gene Ontology annotation, molecular function: monooxygenase activity; heme binding; oxidoreductase activity, acting on paired donors, with incorporation or reduction of molecular oxygen.
ACUCCUCUCCCCGCGAGACUACAUUGACUGCAGCUGCAAGGGGCUAAAACCUUGGUAAUACCAGUGGUGAUGUUAUGUGGAUGCGUAACAGGCGACAAAUUGAAUCUCACACAUUUCAACCAUCUUCGAGGCCUGCAUUCCAUCCCUUGCCUUGCAUGCCGGUAGUAGCCGACUGCUUGACGUGGCCGACCUCUUCGCUCUCUAUGAUUGGAACGCAGUCAGAGGCUGCUGAAAUCAUUCUUUCAUUAAUCCACUGAACCUGAUAUCCUAUCUCGCUAUCGCCAUUCCCAUCGGGUUGAGUGCGAAGGAAAUCUCCGUCGCUCUGCUCUCGACACAACGACCGUGGAAUUGUCGUCCGCUAUGGGUCUCCCACAUGUCCUCGCAGGCGUCGUUGGCGUUGCCUCCCAUGCAGGAUAUUUUCGACGAGGAGAGCAUCAUCUAUACCCUCUGCGAUACGUCAAAUGGCACGCACUUGUCUUCAUCGCCAUACUUGUGGUUGCAAGAGUUGCCCGUGUUCCCCUGUAUGACUCUGUAAAGACCGCAGGGGGCUUGUCAUUUGCCUAUCUCAUCGGGUUAUACACCUCUCUCCUUGUCUACCGCGCACACUACCAUCCUCUCCGCAGCUUUCCCGGCCCCUACGGAGCCAGGCUGUCCGGUCUAUGGUUCUCAAUCAACCUCAGAGAUCGCCCGGCCUUCCGGAAGCUGUAUGAGCUGCACGAAGAAUAUGGCCCUGUGGUGCGUGUUGGCCCUUCGGAGCUCUCCAUUGCCGAUCCAGAGGCAGUCGACCUCAUUUACGGGUUUCGGUCACGUUGCUCCAAGGGCUCUUUCUAUGAUAACGGACAUCCGAUGCUCUCGUUGCACUCGCAUCGAAGCCGAGCGGCCCACGACCAGCGCCGUCGCAUCUGGAGCACAGGGUUCGGCGAUCGAGCCCUACGAGGCUACGAGACGCGAAUCCGUGGAUAUCGCGAAAAGCUUUUCCAUCGCCUGAAUGCUGCCGCCGGGCUCACGGUCAAUGUCAGCGACUGGUUCAAUUUCUACAGCUACGAUGUCAUGGGUGAUUUGGCUUUCGCCCGCAGCUUCGACAUGCUCGACACCAGCGGAAGCCACUGGGCCAUCGACGUCCUGCUUUCGGGCAUCACGCCGUAUAAAUACUGCGUUCCGUCGUGGGUAUUUCGAUCUUUAGUCACUAUGCCCUCACUCUCCAAGGAUUGGCAUAGAUUCGUGGAGUUUGUCACGCAGCGUCUUGUUCAUCGCAUGAACGUAGGUGUUUUUCCGCUCCACAACCCGAGCUUGUUUCUGGGAUCUUUGUUGAUAUGCCGCUCAGGACAAGGUCGAGAUCCCUGA